AUGGUUAGCACAACAAGCCACGCAAUUAAGCCCCCGCACAUCCCGUUCGAAAAAAACCACGCUUUGCUCACGCACGCACGCCCCUGCACCACGAUCUUUCCCACGCCCCGCACCUCCUCCCCCCAACGACCAGAGCACGGCCAGGCCUCCGCUGCCGUCCGCUGCUCGCCCAUCCUCCGCCUCCGCCGCCAGCCCAUCCUCCUCCUCCUCCGCCUCCGCCGCCGCCGCCGCCCGCCCAUUCUCAGCAUCCGCGGCCGUCCGCCGCCCGCCGCCAACUACUCCCCCUCCCCAUACUGCCCUGGCCAUCCCAACCGUCGUCAUCCACGCGCCGAUGUGCUCCCUUAUCUAGAGCCAAGAGGAGUACGUCAGCUCUCCAAAGAGGAGUCUGAGUCAGGGUCGACCUGCUUCUGGACUUCCCUCCUUGAAUCCUCCAUUGAAAGCAUAUCGCCGUGGUCAAAUUCGGCCGCCCUCCUCGAUUCCAUUUACCCGCUGCGGCGCCCGACUACUCCACCCACGAUUUACAUGCUCUGCUCCAUCCUUCAACAAGUGGACUAUUGUUUGCGCCAAGGCAUCAUAGUUUGAUCUCUUGUGAGAGGCUGAAUAUCCAAUGGAGAUGUGCGGGGUCUUGUAGAUACUUGACGGGUUUUUUCCAGUUCAAUUAGGUUAGGAACAUUUCGGAUUAUUGGUGAAAGGUUCUUGGUACGAAAAGUUCUAAUUCUUUUGCUUGCCCUUUAUCAUGUCCUAUAAAAUGUCGAUGUAUUGUUCCUAUAAAAUGUUGAUGUAUUGUUUCUCAAGAAAGUUUAUUGACUGAGCAUAUUUGAGCUAGAGCAAAGAAGAUGGAAGUAAAAAUCUCUUCCAAACAUUGUUAUGUUGAUGACAAAUUGAUUUCAUACUGAGAAUUUCUGAUUCUUUUAAAGUUACUACGCCAUGAUAUUUUAUAAUCAUAUAUGCGUUGGUUGUUUAGGCAUAUGUCAAACUUAUCUCAUCACUGAAGCACUGGAUAGAAGUUCUUGCUAUUGGAAUACUUUUUCAAUGCAUGCCACCCAAAAGCGCAUAUUUGAUGUGUCUGCAAAAAAAUUACUGUUCAGAAAUGUAUUGUGUUCAUAUUUGAUGUGCUU
Messenger RNA from Triticum aestivum (bread wheat), 1118 nucleotides. RefSeq lists its product as uncharacterized. The transcript is spliced from 4 exons. Lineage: Eukaryota; Viridiplantae; Streptophyta; Magnoliopsida; Poales; Poaceae. The record is from RefSeq and is a predicted model, not a curated record. Bases 1 to 582 code for a protein of 193 amino acids.